This is a messenger RNA of Triticum turgidum subsp. durum (durum wheat), 1347 nucleotides long. The record is from the annotation of a GenBank genome assembly. NCBI's taxonomy places the organism in Eukaryota, Viridiplantae, Streptophyta, Magnoliopsida, Poales, Poaceae.
AUGCAGUGGCUCCGCUGUUGCAGUUUCUGCGCAGCUUGUCGAGUUCGCUCUUGUACUGAUACAACUGGUGAUUUGAGAAUUCCAGCAUCUUUCUGCGGUGUUCUUUGUUUCCGGCCUUCUCAGGGGGUUGUGUCUACUCUUGGGACCUUACCGAAUUCACAUAGUCUAGACACCAUUGGAUGGCUUGCACGAGAUCCUCAUAUACUUAGUCGUGUUGGAGAUGCUCUGUUACCGGCUGCUGCAUGUGGACUUAAGGGGAAAAGGCAGUUGGUUUUUGCUGAUGAUUGCUUUGAGUUGCUAAAGAUUCCCAACCAGAAAACAGUGGAUGUCAUAGAAAAUGCUGUCCGUACAUUACCUUAUGGAUUUCAGCCACCUAAGCACAUCAAUAUUGGCCAGUAUAUCAGUUCAAAUGUACCUAGCUUGAAGGAGUUCUGCGAACCUUCUACAAAGUUGCAAGAAGGAAAGUCAGCCUUGAAAGCUCUCUGCACGGUUAUGCUGUUAUUACAGAGAUAUGAAUUCAAAGCAAACCACGAGGAUUGGGUUAACACUGUAAAACCGAAGCUUGGCCUUGAAGUAUCUACUCGUGUACUACAAGCUGUAAACUUCACAGACGAUAACAUCAAAUCCUUGUACAUUGUACGAACUGAAUGGCGAGCUGCACUGAAGAAUCUUCUAAAGGAUACUGGAAUUUUAGUUCUGCCAACCAUGGCUGGACACCCUUUGAAAAGGAACUCUAAACAGAGAUUGUCAUCCGAAUUCGAAGAUAAAAUGUACGCAUUUGUCAGCAUUGCUGCACUUUCAGGCUGUUGCCAGGCCACUGUUCCCUUGGGAAAUCACAAUGAUCAUCCUAUAUCUAUUUCAUUUGUAGCAGCUCAUGGAUCAGACAAGUUCCUUCUUCGUGCUAUCUUGGAUAUGUAUUCAGCCAUCCAGAAACAGAUAGUUUUGGCAUCCAAGUUGGCACUUCCACCAGUAAUUGAUCGUGAUGUUGAUACAUCAGAGCUGUUGAAAGAAAAGGGAAAUAAUUCCUUCAAAAGAAAACAAUGGAGCAAAGCUAUUGAAUUCUAUUCUGGGGCAAUCAAAUUGAAUGACACAAAUGCGACAUACUAUUGCAAUAGAGCAGCUGCUUAUCUGGAACUUGGCCGUUUCAAGCAAGCUGAAGCGGAUUGCGACCAGGCCUUACUGUUGGAUAAAAAGAAUGUUAAAGCAUACCUACGACGAGGUACCGCAAAAGAAAGUGUUUUGAGUUACCAAGAAGCUCUGCAAGAUUUCAGGCAUGCUUUAGCUUUGGAGCCGCAGAACAGAACAGCCCUUGCAGCAGAGAAAAGGCUACAGAAACACCUCAGGUGA